CUGUCGCUUCACACAAACACACCGGCAAAGUGUCGACUGCAGCAUGUUGGCUCCAAAACAAUCGCCGUCCUCAGCGUUCUGCUUUCAGCCGCAGCUGAAUGUUGCCUGUUCUGGAUUUGCCCUGGUAUUGUCCGUGUUAAACCUGCGCCGUCAUCGGUUCUGCUGCCAGCGUCCUGCCUGAGACUGCCACUUUGAGCUUCUGUUGAAGGCCCAGGAUGAGGUCCAUUUCUGUCACACUGGACAAACCAAGUUUCACAAGAGCGAUUCUUUCCUAGAUUUCAGCCUGGCUUCUUAAGUCCUCCACUGUCAGUGGAGCAUUUCCAGAGGUGUCACUGUUUGGACACGUCUUCUGUGUCAUGUUGCCGAUACUGGUCGAUCUUGCGGUUUAUCUCUUUGUGUGAGGACCAGUUCUGUGGAAGAGUCUUCAUUGUGAGCAUGUUUGUCUUAGCAAGGACCGUUUUGUUGGUCCGAACGAGCCUGAAUUGGAUGAUUGAAACUCAAAAUAACGGGCUCAUUACUACUGGGUUUCAGUUUGGUUCAGAGUGGUUGAGGUGAGCCAUGUGUUUCAGAUGGUUGGGUUCAGGGUGAGAGGCUGGGGAAAGGGUGAUGGCCAUGAGUGACCUCUAGAAGUCCUUUCAAGGAUAGAAAAACAAGCGUUGGUGUGAGUGUGUCCUCCUGGUCUCUUCUGGGCCACAGUGGCUGACCACGACUGUACCGCAGGAUGGAGUUCUGUCCCUCCCCUCACCACCCCACCCACCCACCCACCGGGGGGUUAUAAAAAGCUGCUGACCCGGGCGGCUCGGGUACAGAGACAGAGAGUCUGCUGGACAUGCUGGACCUCUGUGUGGCGCUCAUUCAUGUGUCCAGCUUUGAAGGCGACAACCUGGACAUCAUAAUUUGAGUUGAGGUCUUUACUGCAGUUUUUUUGAGUUGUUUUUUUUUCUGCCACUAUGUGGGAGUUCAAGUCCAUGUCCUUCUGGAGGGCAGUUCUGGCCGAGUUCUACGGAACCAUGCUCUUUGUUUUCUUUGGUCUUGGGGCCUCACUGCGCUCAACUUCCGGCCCGCUCAACGUCCUCCACGUGGCCUUCUGCUUCGGCCUGUCUGCGGCCACCAUGAUCCAGUCCGUCGGCCACAUCAGCGGCGGCCAUAUUAACCCGGCUGUCACCUUGGCGUACCUGAUCGGCUCCCAGAUGUCUCUGUUCCGUGCCGUCUUCUACGUGGUGGCGCAGUGUCUCGGUGGUCUGGCUGGAGCUGCCGUGCUGUACGGGGUCACGCCCCCCAACAUGAGGGGGAACCUGGCGCUGAACACACUGCAGCCCAGCAUCAGCCUGGGCAUGGCCACCACCAUGGAGGUCUUCCUUACUCUGCAGCUGGUGGUCUGCAUUUUUGCUGUGACCGACGAGCGCCGCAACGGUCGGCUGGGAUCCGCUGCUCUCGCCAUCGGCUUCUCCGUCCUGAUGGGUCAUCUGCUCGGGAUGUACUACACCAGCACUGGGAUGAAUCCGGCCAGGUCUUUCGCUCCAGCUGUGAUGGUUCGGAACUUUGUCAACCACUGGGUCUUCUGGGUCGGACCUCUGCUCGGAGGCGCCGUCGGAGCGUUGCUCUACGACUUCAUACUCUUCCCUCGUCCCCGGAGUCUCUCGGAGAGACUCGCCACUCUGAAGGGGAAGCGACACCCCGAGGGGGAGUUUCAGCAGGAGAACCGUGGAGAACCCAUCGAGCUGAAGACACAAGCUCUAUAGAAAGCGUGUCGGAGCCAGCGCUGCUCAGGUCCUGGUCCAUCCUCGUGCCACUCAAAUACCUCUGCUGCUCUCACGGGGCGCGGGCGGCCUGGAACAAGACGAGGGCGCUGCGCUCUUGCUGAGCAUUACUCCGCCUCCCACACCUGGACUGCAGCACGGAGACUUCCUCAUGGAAGACCUGCCACUGGUUUCUGGGUUGGACCCUCCGGACGCAUCUAACUCUUGACAAAUCGGCUCCGUGCAUCUUUUUUUUUUUUUUUUUUGCGUUUUCAGUCUGAGGGUGAAUUCAUGAGAGGAACGGAAGGCGCGUGUGUGGUGCUCGUGUGUGUUGUCCAGAGCGUCUGUGAUCCACUGCAGCCGGUGGUUCACACACGAGUGAACACCCACACACUGCUCCGACGUGUUGCUGCGCUUGUUUGAUUCGACAUUGAAGUCUGCAAACCUUCUGAUGUCACUGGUUUCAGGUCCGGUCUGUGUUGCGUGUGUGUGCGUGUCAGAGAGACAUUUCAGUAGAUGAUUUCUGAGGUGAUGAUAGUGGGACCCUGGGCGUGCCGGUUUGAUAGCUCCCUCUUCUGGAGAGGGGUCGGAUGAUGUGAGUGGCUUGAGGUUGUGGACGAGCGACUCGAAUCAGCGCUUCUGGUCUCUUUCUGGUGCUGGACCGGAGUGGUUCUGGUGUGGAUGGACUUCUUCUAGCUCCAUUUUCUGCUCUCUAUGAGGCGUGUUGAGUUUGUAUAUAAAGUGUGAUUCUUUUUUUAAACCAAUUUUCUCUGGAUCAUAUGAACUCUGCUGCUUGAAUCUGGUUUCUCGUUUUUACACGUUAAAGUUCCUCCACUCCUACAGUUUCCUCUGUUUUUCCUCACAACAAGUUUCCACCACGCUGGUGUGAACACAACCACCUCUGGCGAAGAAGGACCGGGUCCUGGGUUCGGGCUGCACGUCACUCUCAGUGGUCGGAAACCUCAAAACAAACGUUCACGUGUGCAUCCACUUUAUUUUCUCGACAUCCAAUGGCUCUUGACAAAAAGCAUCAGCAAAAGUAACAGUCUCAAAUGUUUUGAAACGCCGUUGGAGCCUGUAAGGUUUUGGAGAGCAGGCCUGCCGCUGUUCAGCCGACCGGUCAACCAGUGAGAAUGAGGCCCCCACUCAUCGGCGGGGCCCCUCACAGCUGUGUGUGGACUGGUGGAGUUCUCACUUCUGCCUCAAGUUCGGUGUUGCCGUGUGUGGAGGGCGUCUGCAAAGCAUGAAAAAAUGCACGGCCGAGUCUCCACCGUCGCUUGGCCGGCAGGUUAGGCCGGUAUAUGGCCGAGCUAAAAGCCUGGUGGAGGUUCAGCUGUGGUGUGAGCUGGGCCAGGUCCGACCCGGGACA
This is a messenger RNA of Synchiropus splendidus (mandarinfish), 3108 nucleotides long. Its product is annotated as lens fiber major intrinsic protein-like. The transcript is spliced from 4 exons. Gene Ontology annotation, cellular component: plasma membrane. Gene Ontology annotation, biological process: transmembrane transport. The record is from RefSeq and is a predicted model, not a curated record. The coding region runs from base 951 to 1742 and encodes 263 amino acids. Gene Ontology annotation, molecular function: water channel activity. Lineage: Eukaryota; Metazoa; Chordata; Actinopteri; Syngnathiformes; Callionymidae.